GCCCGCUCUCUCUCUUCGGACUACGUGCUAGCCUGUUAGCCUGCUCGAUUGCUUUGCUCCUCAAGGCUGCCUCGGUUCUCAUCGUUGCAGAGGUGCUUGGUCGCCUUCCACUCCAUCCAAGCCUUCUUUUGAAGUAGGCUAUGUGAAGAUCUCCGGAGUCUGAACUGCGGUGUCCCGGGAAUGGUCAUGGAAAAAUUCGGCAAGCUCGUGAAACGAAAGAAGCCCAGCCCCCAACCCGCUGUCCCUCCCAUCGAAGCAGCUCACCACCCAAAGCCGGGCGAUAUACCCAUAACGCGACGGAAGCGACAACUCAUCCAGCCAGCAGAGUUGCGGCAGCUACGAGAGCUAAUCCGCUGCCGAUACGCCCUCGACGUCGAAAUCUGGAGCGACCGCAAUGUGAAGUUCUACCAACGAGAUCGCGCUAUCGAGAACAUGAGGAAAUCGAUGGCGGCGCUGGCAAGGAUACAAAGGACUGUUGAGGCAUGGGACAAAAGGGAUUUUUUCGCCAGCGAUGACGAGUAUAUGAAGUUCCGAGAGCUCAAGAGAAGGGUUCUGGAGGAGGGAAAGAGGGAUUGGGCGAGCCAUCCGCCGUGGGAGAAGGCCUUGCAGAACGGGAAUGCGAAUAGUCAUGGGGGACUUGGUAUGCUUGACCAGGACAAUUACAGAUGAUUCACCGCCGGAACUUCCAAGGUUGUUGGUAGCGAUGUAUCCUGUAAUGUACCUCGGUUAAAUUUCCCUUUCGAGAACACAUAAUCACGACUCGUGAGCCCAUUCUGGCUUGCACGGUCGAUCAAUGAAGGUAGAUAAACCCG
This is a messenger RNA of Trematosphaeria pertusa, 812 nucleotides long. RefSeq lists its product as uncharacterized. The record is from RefSeq and is a predicted model, not a curated record. NCBI's taxonomy places the organism in Eukaryota, Fungi, Ascomycota, Dothideomycetes, Pleosporales, Trematosphaeriaceae. The coding region runs from base 181 to 669 and encodes 162 amino acids. The transcript is spliced from 2 exons.